This is a messenger RNA of Octopus sinensis (East Asian common octopus), 3080 nucleotides long. RefSeq names its product kelch domain-containing protein 3. Bases 344 to 1507 code for a protein of 387 amino acids. The transcript is spliced from 12 exons. Gene Ontology annotation, molecular function: chromatin binding; protein binding. Lineage: Eukaryota; Metazoa; Mollusca; Cephalopoda; Octopoda; Octopodidae. Gene Ontology annotation, cellular component: cytoplasm. The record is from RefSeq and is a predicted model, not a curated record.
AGCCAGGGUAGUAGUGAGAGUAGUCGUGUUAGUUGUGGUAGUAACAGUUGUGUUGCUAGUCCGGCUAUCACGGCUCAUUCUGACAUUGAUCCAGUAAAGGGAGAGGAGAGGGCGGCCUUCUCUCUCAUGUAAUAAAAUAAGAACAACGGCAGAUAUUUAACUUUUUACCUCUGCAUCAAGCACUUUGAAGUGAUGUUAGCUGUCGUGUGACAUUGUCAAGCGUGGCAAUGUUGCAGAUUCUCAGGACCAGAUUUAAUAGAAGCUCGCUGGAAAGGCAGAUGAGCAACCUCGCUACCUAAAGCGGUUUUCUCCAUACUUUUAUUGGUCUGAACGAUAUUGCAGCAUGCAGAGGUGGACAAUACAUCUUGAAGGUGGUCCCAAACGGGUCAACCAUGCUGCAGUAGCAAUUUGUAACAGUUUCUGGGAGAGAAUCUUUUCUUUUGGUGGUUAUUGUUCCGGAGAAGACUAUGAGACAACACGGCCUAUGGACGUACAUGUCCUCGAUGUUGUCUCCUUACGUUGGAAGAGGCUACCUGUUCCGACGCCUGGUGAUAGCCAGUACAAGCAUGUUCCCUACCAACGUUACGGACACACAGCUGUUGCUCUUGGGGACUGUGUUUUCAUUUGGGGUGGCCGCAAUGAUAAAGAUGGAGCAUGUAAUAUCCUUUAUUGUUUUGAUACAAAUAUGUUCACAUGGUCACGUCCAACAGUUCACGGCGUAAAACCUGGUGCCAGAGACGGUCACUCUGCUUGUGUCAUAAAUAAUAAAAUGUACAUAUUUGGAGGUUAUGAAGAGGCGGUUGAUCGAUUUUCCAACCAAGUGCAAGCUUUGGACUUCGCUACAUAUACUUGGCAACAUAUAAAAAUAAAAGGCAUUCCAGCAAUAUGGAGAGAUUUCCACUCAGCUACAGCUAUUGGUAAUAUCAUGUAUGUGUUUGGUGGUCGGAGUGAUGUUUCCGGGGAGACAUUUUCUAAUCGAGAAAUCUACUGUAAUAAAAUCCAGAUGUUCGAUACAGUCACCAACACUUGGACCCAGACUAAAACUAGUGGAGUAGCCCCAAUUGGACGGCGAAGUCAUUCUGCUUUUGUUUACAAAGGUUAUUUAUAUGUAUUUGGUGGUUUCAAUGGAUUUCAUCAUUUGCACUUCCGUGAUAUCUUCAGGUUUGACCCAGUUCACCAUCAUUGGACAAUGGUUAAGGUGAAAGGCAAAGGACCAUGUCCUCGUCGGAGACAAUGUUGCUGUGUGAUUGGCUCUAGAGUAUUUCUGUUUGGUGGCACAAGCCCUACCAAUCCACAAAAUGAAGCUAAUGAAGAAAAUGAUAUGGAUCUCUAUGACCAUUCAGAUCUUCACGUUUUGGAUUUUGCUCCAACUUUGAAGAUGUUGUGUGAGUUAGUUGUUUUGGAACAUAAUUUGGAUACAAGUCUGUUACCAUUAGAUAUAAGGUGGGAACUGCGCGUCAUGACAACCAACAAUGUGAUUACAAAGCCAAGCAACUCAACAGGCUAAGAACUCUACUUAACAGAAAGAAAGAAAAAAAGAAAGAAAAACCAAAAUAGCAGGUGGAUUUUCUCUCCAAGCAGUGGACAUUGGAAUUUUGGAAACAGCUGUAAUUGUUUUAUUUGUAUUUUUUUAACUUUUUUUUUUAAUGCUGUUGAGGAACUGAUCAAAUCUCUUGCCACAGUGAAGGAAUUUUGGAAGAAGGUAACAAUAAAAAGAAAACCGAAACAAUAUGGUAAAUAUGGUAAAUACUUGGAAAAAAAUAGGAAGAAACAUGGAGUAGGGAAACGAUGGGAGGCAAUGCUGGAUAUUAAGAAAAGACUUGUGAAUUUGAUGGAAGAAAAAAAAAAGUUUCAGAUAAAGAAAUAACAACAACAAAGCCCAAAUGUAUUUGAAAGAGUUGACUUGUAAAUUUGUUAGAGAUGUAGAACUAUUAUUGUGGCAGUUUGGUUUAGGGUGCCAUUUUAAUGUGAAGGGGCAGGGACUGAACUCUGAAAUCACACAAAUAUAUACUUGCAUGCACAACAUGUGUGCAUUCACAUGUAUGCAUGCACAUGUGCACUCUCUCUUUCUCUCUCUCUCACACACAUACACUCAAACACAUAAACAUUACAUACACACACAUUUCACACACACAUGCACACACACACACACGUGUGUAUGUGUGUGUGUGUGCAAAUUGUUUCCAUCAGAUUUGAGGCGUGAUUAAUUUAAAACAUAUGCAGACCUACCCCUUUCUUCUGUCUCUACAUGUUUGUCUACAUGCAAUUGUAUGUCUAUAUACAUGUGAGAGAGAAAGAGAGAGAGAGUGAGAGACAAAGGGAAUGUAUGUGUGUGUGUAUAAUAUAUAUGUGUGUGUGAAUGUAUGUAUAUAUAUAUAUAUAUAUAUAUAUAUAUAUAUAUAUAUAUUUUAAAGCAUAUAAGAAAGCUUUUAUGUGUACAUUCUUAUGCAUCUGUAUACACAUGCUUGCAUGUUCACAUAGACUUGCUUGUAUUUAUUAGCUAUUCCAGCUAAAGGUGUGUGAGUGAGUGAGUGAAAGGGGAAACGAGGUUUGAUUUAAUACACUGUGAUAAAUGCUAAAGCACAACUGAACACAAAGCUCCUUCAUCUCUAUGCUCCUGAUUUUUCUGCUAGAGUGCUUCUAACGAGAGCAGUCUUUUGUUUCUCCAUUUCAGCUUGGUUUCUUAUGCUUUUAAGAUUUCAGUUUUAACUAAUGGCUUCUUUCAUCCCUUAUAAGUCUACUCUAUUCCCUUUCGACUAGCUUAGCUUCUCUCCUAACAUUUUACUUGUCUUUCCCUUAUUCUUUCCCAUACUCUAUUUCCUCUCCCUUCUUGUCUGCCUCUCUUUCUCUCUCUUGACUUUUUAUUCUUGACCCCUCCCCUCUGUAUUCUACAUUGCAGAAGAAGAAACACUUCUGUAGAUAAUUUUGGUUGACUUUAGAUGUUUGUAGUUCAGUGGUUUAGGUCAAAAGUUACUUCUGUAUGUCAAGGUAAUUCAUCUAACCUAAACUGUUUCAGUAAUUCACAACAAUAGAUCAUCAAUUGGUCAAAUAUAGACCAUUGAUAUCAACUGGUCAAAUAA